Molecule: messenger RNA, 1983 nt
Organism: Emiliania huxleyi CCMP1516
Lineage: Eukaryota; Haptophyta; Isochrysidales; Noelaerhabdaceae
Exons: 4
Biological process (GO): actin filament organization; vesicle transport along actin filament
Cellular component (GO): myosin complex; vesicle; cytoplasm
Molecular function (GO): microfilament motor activity; actin filament binding; ATP binding
Source: RefSeq, a predicted model, not a curated record
AUGACGCGCGCCGAGCUUGAGGCGCUUCCAGCUGCCGUGCUGGACGAGGCGGUCGACGACCUGACUGCGCUCUCAAGCGUGCACGAUGCCACCAUGCUCGACACCCUGCGGCGGCGCCAUGCUGCCGACGAGAUCUUCACGUCCAUUGGUGAGGUGGUGAUCAGCGUCAACCCGUUCAAGCCCGUCCCAUCGUGCACUCCCGACUCGAUAGCGCGGCUUAGCCAGCAGGGUGAGGCUGCGCCACCGCACGUUGCCCGAGUGGCAUCGGUCGCGUAUCGCAAAAUGACGGGCGACGACGGGUCGCCGCCUCGUGCGCAAUCGAUUCUCAUCUCUGGCGAAUCCGGCGCCGGAAAGACCGAGGCAUGCAAGCUGUGCCUCAUGGCCCUCGCCAGUGUUUCCGGAUCAAGUCAGGGAGCGACCGAGGGGGCGGUCGAAUCCGCGCUCCUGCUCGAGGCGUUUGGCAACGCAAAGACGGUGUACAACGACAACUCAUCCCGCUUCGGCAAGUGGACCGCCGUCUUCUUCGACGCGUCGCGGCGCAUCGUCGCGUGCCACGCCGAGGCCUUCCUGCUCGAGAAGCCUCGCGUCGUCGGGACGGGCCCCGGCGAGCGGAGCUACCACAUCUUCUACCAGAUGCUGGCCGGUGCGAACGAGGAGGAGCGGCGGGAGCUCUCGCUGCAGAGCUCCUGCUCCGCGUAUGCCUACCUGCGCGGCGGGACAGAUGCCAUCAGCGGCGUCGAUGACGCAGCGCAGUGGCGCGAGACGGCGGCAAGGAUGAGUCUGCUCGGCAUCGGGGGAGAGAGGAGGGGCGAGUUGAUGCGCGUGAUUGCCGCCGUCCUCGCGAUCGGCAACAUCGGCUUUACGGCGGCCGACGACGGCACGCGCUGCGUCUCGGGCGAGGGCGGGCGCUGGCUGGCGCACGCCGCAUCCCUGCUCCGCGUCAGUCCGUCGCAGCUCGCGGAGAAGCUGACGUCGCGAGUCCUGACUGCGGGCGGCAAGGGGAGGAGCUCCAUGUACACCGUCGCCCUCGACGCGGAGGCGUGCGAGGCGGCACGUGACGCCCUCGCGCAGAGCCUCUAUGCGGCAGCCUUCGAAUCGCUCGUCGAGUCGCUCAACGGCAGCCAGGAGGAGGCGGCGGCGGCGGCCGGGCGGGUGCGCGGGUGCGCGACGGUCGACAACGAGCGCUUCGUCGGACUCCUCGACAUCUUCGGCUUCGAGAACUUUGCUCUCAACUCGUUUGAGCAGCUCUGCAUCAAUUUCGCCAACGAGAGGCUCCAGGCCCACUUCAUUGACGCGCUGGUCAAGCUGCGCGUGCUCGAGUACGAGCGCGAGGGCGUUCCCCUCACCGCGAUCGACUCCCUCCCCUCCUCGCCGCAGGCCCAGCUCGCCCUCCUCGACGGGAAGGCGGUCGGCCUGUUCGCCUCGCUCGACGACGAGGGCUCCGUGCCGGGCGGCUCAGAGCAAGGGUACGUCGACGGCCUCGUCGCGCGCUUCGGCUCGAACGGAGCGUGCGCCUCCGAGGCCUUUGACCCGCUCAAGCGCGGGAAGGGCUCCCGCCUCGACCGGCUCUCCUUCUGCGUCGUCCACUUUGCGGAGCCGGUGCGGUACAGCGCGGAGGGGUGGCUGGCGAAGAACGUCAGCGGCCUCCACCCAGACCUCGCCUUUGUGCUCAACCAGUCGGAGUCCCCGCUCGUGCGCGGGAUGUACCCCUCCUCGACGGCGGACGCCACCGCCAAGCGGCCGUCUGUCGGUGCCGCCUUCCGAAAGUCGCUCCGCUCUCUGUCGACGGUGAUGCUGCAGACGACGCAGUCCUUCCUGCGCUGCGUCAAGCCCAACGGCCACAAGGCGGCAGACACCUUUGACGGGCGCUUUGUGAUGCGCCAGCUUCGCUACACCGGCGUGGCUGCCGUCGUCGCCAUCCAGCGGGCGGGCUACCCGGUCUCAAUGGCGCACGCCGACUUUGUGGGCAGGUACCGCUGCCUC